Molecule: messenger RNA, 1450 nt
Organism: Puntigrus tetrazona (Sumatra barb)
Lineage: Eukaryota; Metazoa; Chordata; Actinopteri; Cypriniformes; Cyprinidae
Product: glycine-rich cell wall structural protein 1.0-like
Exons: 6
Coding region: 104-1276 (390 amino acids)
Biological process (GO): innate immune response; antibacterial humoral response
Cellular component (GO): extracellular region
Molecular function (GO): peptidase inhibitor activity
Source: RefSeq, a predicted model, not a curated record
CAUCUAACUUUUUUGGUUUUGUGUGAAUUGCUGUCUGCGUCUAACACGCUACUUUGGUGCUUUUUUUUUUUUUCCACAGAGUUCACUGUAAUCACAGGUCAGGAUGAGCACUCGAGCGUACUGCUCGCUCAUUGCAGUUUUAUUGUGUCUCUGCAGAUGUUUGAGCAUAACCGAUGCUACUCGAGGACGCUCCAAAGUGACUGGUUUCUGUCCGGCGAGGCUCACGGUUGUACCGUCCCGUCGAGGAUGUUCUUCUGACAGAGACUGCUCCAGAGAACACAUAUGCUGUCGUUUUGAUCGGGGACCUGUGUGUGUGCCGCCUGUUUCCACAAAACCAGGAGAGUGUCCACCCGCCAGAAUGUGUGGAAGAUCAUGUACCAGCUCCUGUGAAAGUGACUCUUGCUGUCCAGGCAACGAGAAGUGCUGCAGCAAUGGAUGUGGACGUCACUGUACAGAUCCAUAUAUAGUGAAACCGGGUCAAUGUCCCAGACCAACGAGGACUCGAGUGUGUGAUGAAAACUGUUUCCAUGAUGGUCAAUGUCCUGCCAGACAGAAGUGUUGCCCAACGACCUGUGGCCGUUCAUGCAGUAAACCAUUGGGCCAAGGAGGCCAGGGCGGCCAGGGCCAAGGAGGCCAGGGCGGCCAGGGCCAAGGAGGCCAGGGCGGCCAGGGCCAAGGAGGCCAGGGCGGCCAGGGCCAAGGAGGCCAGGGCGGCCAGGGCCAAGGAGGAGGCCAGGGCCAAGGAGGCCAGGGCGGCCAGGGCCAAGGAGGCCAGGGCGGCCAGGGCGGCCAGGGCGGCCAGGGCGGCCAGGGCCAAGGAGGCCAGGGCCAAGGAGGCCAGGGCCAAGGAGGCCAGGGCCAGGGAGGCCAGGGCCAGGGAGGCCAGGGCCAAGGAGGCCAGGGCGAAGGCGGCCAGGGCCAAGGAGGCCAGGGCGGCCAGGGCCAAGGAGGCCAGGACCAAGGCGGCCAGGGCCAGGGCCAAGGAGGCCAGGGCCAGGGCCAAGGAGGCCAGGGCCAGGGCCAAGGAGGGGGUCAGGGUCAGGGCCAAGGAGGCCAGGGCCAAGGAGGCCAGGGUCAGGGCCAAGGGGGCCAGGGUCAGGGCCAAGGGGGUCAGGGUCAGGGCCAAGGGGGUCAGGGUCAGGGCCAAGGGGGUCAGGGCCAGGGCCAAGGAGGCCAGGGCCAAGGAGGCCAGGGCCAAGGAGGCCAGGGCCAAGGAGGCCAGGGUGGCAGCCAGGGCCAGGGGGGUGGACAGGGUGGCAGCCGGGGAGGUAAAUAAGUCUUUUAUUGUUCUGAGGUUAGGGAAGUUGUGAAAUGUGUCCAGGUAUUUGGUCCAGCUAGUGAUUCUGGGCAUUUUUUGCAAUGCACUGGAGAUCUUUUCAUGUGGAAAUCUAUUCCCAUUUCCUCCAUUCUGUAAACCCACCCCUUCAUUCAAAUAAAGAUGAUUGCUUGA